CUCCCUGAGCUAAAAUGCUCUCCUAGAAGAACCAAAUCCUCAUAACUGUCUUGCUCGUUUUCGCUGUAGCCAUUCUCGUCACAACUCGGUCUAAUGUGGAUUACAGUCAGCUUUUUUCCAAUUGUAUUCAUUUACUUGUUUUACUCAGCUGAUGUUGCGGCACAUUUCAUUUACUUCAACGACAGAUUUAAAGAUACAUGUGUUUAAGAUGAAGGAACUGUUUUGGAUAGCAUGUCUGCUCGGGACGUUGCUUUAUAUUAAGGGCGUUUCAUCCGGCCAUGUUGCGUAUUCCAUUUCCGAGGAGGUGAGCCCAGGGACAGUUGUCGGAAAUUUAGCCAAAGACUUGAGUCUUAAUGUUGCUGAUUUGGAGUCGCGUCGGCUUCACAUCGUAUCUGGAUCGUCAAAGAAACAUUUCGAUGUGGAUGUAAAAACCGGGGCUCUUUUCGUGUUGGAGGCGAUAGACAGAGAGCAGCUCUGCCCAAACAGCAACACUUGUACAGAAUCUCUGGAAGCGAUUGUUAAUAAUCCUUUACAGAUGCACAGCGUGGAGGUAAAAAUACUUGACAUUAACGACCACUCGCCGUUUUUUCAGGGGAAAACACAGACUGUUCGUAUUGCAGAACUAGCGGUCCCAGGAGCUAAAUUUCCCCUGCUUGGUGCGGAAGAUCCAGACAUUGCAAGCAACUCGAUCAGUUCAUACAAACUGUCUAACAAUGUGUUUUUCAGCUUGGAGGUACACACAGAUGCCGACCAAGGUCCUUCAGCUGAAUUGGUGCUGAUGAAAAAUCUAGACAGAGAAAAACAAUCCGUCAUCCGACUUGUGCUGACUGCAGUUGACGGGGGCAAACCACCACGAUCUGGUACAACAGAAAUUAUUGUAAUUAUUUUAGAUGCUAAUGAUAACGCUCCUGUGUUUUCUAAAACUGUCUACAAAGUUUUAGUUCAAGAAAAUGUAAUUGUCGGCACGUCAAUUUUAAAGCUUAAUGCUACCGAUCUCGACGAAGGAGUUAAUAGUGAGCUUUCAUACUCCUUUAAACAAGGUCAAAAAGGAAUAUCUGAUAAAUUCGCUAUUGAUUCGAGCACAGGGGAAAUUUCCGUAGUAGGAACAUUGGAUUACGAGACCACAAACGCGUACGAAAUUCGUGUUGAAGCCCGAGAUGGAGGGGCUACACCACUAGCAUCUCAUUCUAAAGUCCUAGUGGAAGUAGUGGACGUGAACGAUAACGCGCCGGAUAUUAAGCUCUCAUCUCUUUUAGACAACGUGAGAGAAGACGCCAAGAAAGGCACAGUGAUUGCAUUAAUCACAGUUCAAGACAAGGAUGGAGGUAAAAAUGGAAAAGUGCGCUGUUUCGUAUCUCAGAAUUCUCCAUUUGUAUUAGAGUCCACACAGGGGAAAUAUUAUUCCCUGGUCCUGAAUGGCGCGCUUGAUAGAGAAGAAAACGCCCUGUAUAACGUCUCAAUAACAGCCACAGAUGAAGGAGACCCUCCUCUCUCUAGCACCGCUGUCCUGACUGUCCAUAUUUCGGAUGUGAAUGAUAACGCACCUCGUUUCCCUGAAUCUUCUGUGAGUGUUUAUGUUAAAGAGAACAGUCCAGCAGGUGCUUUAAUAGCAAGUGUCUCUGCACAAGAUAUGGACUUUGGCGAAAAUGCUCAAAUAACGUAUUCAUUACUUAGCAACUCUAACAUGCCUUUAUCCUCAGCUGUCAGCAUCAACUCUGCCAGUGGAGAAAUUUACAGCAUGCAGUCUUUCAACUUUGAGGAGAUGAAAACUUUCCAGUUUCAUGCUCAAGCCACUGACUCUGGUGUUCCUCCACUAAGUAGUAACGUGUCUGUGAAUGUUUUUAUCUUGGAUGAGAAUGACAACAGUCCAGUUUUUCUCCCUCCUUAUUCUGAACCCGGAUCAGUAAACACUGAGAACAUUCCCUACUCUGCAGAAGCGGGGUAUUUUGUGGCUAAAGUCAGAGCUGUAGAUGCUGAUUCAGGUUAUAAUGCUCUAUUAUCAUAUUAUAUAACUGAAUCAAAAGGAACGAAUCUCUUCCGAAUCGGAACCAGCACAGGAGAAAUAAGGACUAAAAGACGAAUGAGUGACAACGACUUAAAAACUCACCCGCUUAUCAUUACUGUCUCGGAUAACGGAGAACCUUCACUGUCCACAACUAUGAGCAUUGAAGUUGUGGUUGUGGAAAAUAUGGACAGCCUGCAGCCUUCACUAAGACAAGUACCAAUAAAGGAGGAGAAUUUUUCUAAUCUGAAUCUCUAUCUGCUCAUCGCUAUUGUCUCAGUGUCCGUGAUAUUUUUACUGAGCCUCAUCGCUUUAAUAGCAGCGAAAUGCUACGGGACAGACGGCGGUUUCAGCAGGUCCAGCGCUCCAGUGGUCACUGCACACCCUGACGGGAGCUGGUCUUACUCGAAAUCUACUCAGCAGUAUGAUGUGUGUUUUAGUUCAGACACACUGAAGAGUGACGUAGUGGUUUUCCCCUCGCCAUUUCCGCCUGCAGACGCAGAGCUGAUCAGCAUUAAUGAAGGAGACACUUUUAACAGGACACAAACUCUUCCCAGUACUACAAAGAUGAUGUUUACUUCGCGAUGCGGAACUUGUGCACACUUCUAAGAGAUCAACAACUAAUAUGAAAACUUACAAUUGAGUAAGAUAAGGGGACGUAUUGGCAGCUAUUCUUAGGACUUCAUUUGUUUUAAAGCAAACUAAAUAGUUCUCACUUGGUAUAUUUUCUUUAUAUUAUGCAAUAUAGCAGUUGUUUGGUGGAUUUCAAGAGUUUUUCAGGACCAUUUUCUGGACAGCGACAGUCAACGCAGUUAGAGAAUUUAACGUGAUUACAUCCUUCCUUCCUUUUUUGCCUUACUUUUUCCUUACUUAUUACACCAUAAACACUUUAACACAAACUUGGGGAAUUAGCAUUUAUAAUCUCAUUUCAUAACCCUUUUCUUCAAAAAUCCACAAUACACAUUUUUGCCGUUCGGAAUUUUUUAAUGAGCCUUUUCCUCCCUGCAAAUAUAAAACAAACCAUUUGCUUUCCCAACACACUUGACAGAUUGGACGUUAGGUUAUUCAUUUGAUAGUUGUGUUGCUGAGUUAUUACAGCAUGCUGAUCAUUUUGGUAAUGGUUCAUUUUCUAUGACUUUGCGAAAGUUAAAUAUUUUCAAAAACUUGCUUUUUUAUGAGCAAAAUACAUGGCUGAUACAAUCUAUAAAAAU
Hemibagrus wyckioides is the source of this 3213-nucleotide messenger RNA. Its product is annotated as protocadherin alpha-8-like. Gene Ontology annotation, biological process: homophilic cell-cell adhesion. The transcript is spliced from 2 exons. The record is from RefSeq and is a predicted model, not a curated record. Gene Ontology annotation, molecular function: calcium ion binding. Gene Ontology annotation, cellular component: plasma membrane. NCBI's taxonomy places the organism in Eukaryota, Metazoa, Chordata, Actinopteri, Siluriformes, Bagridae. The coding region runs from base 152 to 2611 and encodes 819 amino acids.